CUCAUUUAGUUUAAAGUGCAAAUCAUCUGUAUCAAGGCCACUUGUAAAUAGACCUAUAUGACUCUUCAUCUUAUUAAGAUUUUGCCUAAAAUAUGCCAAUUAAACACUAAUCAAAUAAACAAAAUCUACUUUGAGACAUCAAAACAAUUUAUUAAACACAAUAAUUAUAAUUUAAAGUUAUUUUCAUCUGCUUUAUUUUAUAAAAUGCCAUUUGGAGGUUCAAAUGUGAAAUCGCCUUUAGAUACCAGCUUAGAAAAAUUAUAUGAAAUGCGUAUGUAUAAAGUAGAGCCUCAACAUAUGAAAAAGUUUAUUCAAAUAACAACUGAUAAUAUGCCUAUCAGAGUUAAAUACUCAAAACUCCUUGGCUAUUGGUUUACUGAAUUUGGAACAUUAAAUAGAGUUAUUCACCUUUGGGAAUAUGAUUCUUACCAACAAAGGAGUCAGGUGAGGGAUUCUUUAUCCAAGGAUGAACAAUGGCUCAAGUUUUUAAAUGUCAUGAAACCUUUAUUGAAAAAGGAAAAGAACAUUUCUCUCAGAAAAUUAAGUGAUCUAAUAUGCUAUGAUACACCUCCAAAUCAGCCUGGAAACGUCCAUUAUAGGUUAAAUGUCUUUGUAUUGAAAGAACCUCACGAAGCUAAUGCCUGUAAAUUCAAAGAGUUGGCAGAUAGAAUUUUCAAGGAAUUAGCCGAUGACAAGAUAGAUAGUUUUCAACACAUAGGGACCUUUAUCGCCGACAGCGGAAAAAUGAACCAAAUUAUACAAUACGUGAGAUGCUCAAAUCUGGAUGAUGCAGCCUUGCAUAAGAAAUUUUGCGAGAAUAAAGAAUUGCAAAAUUUAAGAAGCGAAAUAGAGAAAAUAGCGGUGUUGGGAAACAGCCAAAUAUUGAAGCCUGCUCCAUUUUCUCCCUUGAAAUAGUGGCAAAAUCUUUCGUCUCCUCUUUACUAGAAAUUAUAUAUCGGACAGCAAAUAUUUUCUCAUUAAUUACUAUGACCCUUUUUUGGGACUCAAAAAAUAAAAAAUUAUAUUACUUUAUUUAAAUUUAGACAAAAUUAUAUUUUAUUAUUUUUUUUAGGGAAUUUAGGAAAAGAAUUUAGGCAAAAUUAUAUUAAUACAUAUUUCCAUUAAUCUAGGCAAAAAAAUAUUUUUUUGCUGCCCAAAUAAAUAUAGCAAAAAUUUAUACUUUUAUUUAGAAAAAUUUUCGGAAA
Gordionus sp. m RMFG-2023 is the source of this 1205-nucleotide messenger RNA. RefSeq names its product protein NipSnap homolog 3B-like. The transcript is spliced from 6 exons. NCBI's taxonomy places the organism in Eukaryota, Metazoa, Nematomorpha, Gordioida, Chordodea, Parachordodidae. Gene Ontology annotation, cellular component: mitochondrion. The coding region runs from base 58 to 915 and encodes 285 amino acids. The record is from RefSeq and is a predicted model, not a curated record.